Molecule: messenger RNA, 900 nt
Organism: Cydia fagiglandana
Lineage: Eukaryota; Metazoa; Arthropoda; Insecta; Lepidoptera; Tortricidae
Product: macro domain-containing protein RSc0334-like
Exons: 4
Coding region: 20-898 (292 amino acids)
Biological process (GO): purine nucleoside metabolic process; peptidyl-glutamate ADP-deribosylation; DNA damage response
Cellular component (GO): nucleoplasm
Molecular function (GO): ADP-ribosylglutamate-[protein] hydrolase activity
Source: RefSeq, a predicted model, not a curated record
GUCAUUACUGUCAAAGAUAAUGUUAUCGCCGGUAUAUCGCUCUUUAUUUUCCUUGAUUCCGAGCCCAUCACGUAAAGUUUUACCGUUCGUCCAAAUUCUACAACACAGUUCCGCUUCCUUUAAAAACAUGACGUCGCCAGCGAAGUGGAAAAUCGAGAAAACCAGGAUUUUAAACAUGCCGUUAGACGAAAAAAUAAAACUUUACGCGUCGCCAGACUACGUAACUCUCGAGAGUGUUUCCCCUUGGGAUGACUGUAUUAGAACGCAAAAGGGUCUUGAGUCUAAAAAGCACAAUCUGGAAGACUUGGAAGUAUUUCAGAGGGCUAAAAUUGACAACGAGAAGAACACUGAAUUGAUCAGAAAGGUCUCAAUUUUCAAAGGGGAUAUUACGAAACUUGAAGUGGAUGCUAUAGUGAACGCGGCUAAUUCUCUCCUAAAGGCUGGUGGAGGCGUUGACGGAGCCAUCCAUAGGGCUGCUGGACCUCUAUUACAGCAAGAAUGCAACACCCUGGGAGGCUGCCCUACUGGUCAGGCCAAGGUCACUGGAGGCUAUAACUUGCCGGCUAAAUAUGUCAUCCACACAGUGGGCCCUCAAAAUGGCUCAGCACCAGACCUCCAAUCCUGCUACGAGAAAUGCCUAUCGUACGUGAAGGAAUACGAUAUUAAAUCCAUCGCGUUCCCCUGCAUCUCAACUGGAAUCUACGGGUUCCCUAACCGCCUAGCGGCCCACAUUGCUUUGAAGACUGCGAGGAAAUUUCUAGAAGAGAAUCUAAAUAUGAACCGAAUCAUUUUCUGCACUUUCCUGCCGAUUGAUGUGGAUAUAUAUGAGACUUUGAUGCAGAUGUAUUUUCCUAUGUACGAACGGAGAUAUAAUGAUGGGGCCAGUGUGACUGAAUAAGG